This is a messenger RNA of Symsagittifera roscoffensis, 2180 nucleotides long. Its product is annotated as DNA repair protein XRCC1-like. NCBI's taxonomy places the organism in Eukaryota, Metazoa, Xenacoelomorpha, Acoela, Convolutidae. Gene Ontology annotation, biological process: base-excision repair; double-strand break repair via nonhomologous end joining; single strand break repair. Gene Ontology annotation, cellular component: nucleus. The transcript is spliced from 11 exons. Bases 65 to 1930 code for a protein of 621 amino acids. Gene Ontology annotation, molecular function: damaged DNA binding. The record is from RefSeq and is a predicted model, not a curated record.
AGUUUUGACUGAGCUAUCUUCAGAUUAAUGUGAAGAUGUGAGAUGCCAUUGUGAAAACACAAAAAUGUCCAAGGUAUCAAUUGAGAAGGUUAUUUCCGUGUCCUCGGAGCAUCCGGACCAUCUAGCUUCUAAUAUCUUUUCGGACAGUAGUGGUUACUGGACAUGUAACAGCAAAGGAGAGAAACAGGCGUCAGUUGUUGUUCAGCUGCAGCGCUCGACCAAGGUCACGAGUGUGCACGUGGGCAACUAUGGAAGUGGGUUUGUGGAGGUGUUGGUGGGCAAGGCCACUUCGCUUAAAGAGGAGGACUUCAAAGUACUACUCCUCUGCAGCUCACUUAUGACACUACAGGACAGUAGAAACGAGAAAAAUAUGCAGGGGGUGAAAAUGUUCUCCGUGGCUAAACUGAAUGCUGAAACCCGCGAUCAGUAUUGGGACCGAGUGAAAGUGGUUUGCACGCAGCCUUUCAAUAAUCAUCUAUACGGGCUGACGUUUUUCAAACUGAUGGGAGAAAGCCAUGAAGUGCAAACUUCUUCAUACUCAAGUGCAAAUGCUCUAGCCUCUCUUACAGUACCUUCGACCUCAAGCGAACUAGCUCCAGACACCAUAAAGAUUGGCUCUUUCUUCAAAAACAGACAGUCGCUUACAAACUCAAUAGCCUUAAACAGUUCCACAAAACCGACCAUUUCUAAGCAGAAUUCGAAAGAAGACAUUUCGAAAAACACGCCAACAAAAACAUCUGUUAGUAUAGCUUCUGAAAUGAGAGUCAAUUCUCCAUCUACACUCGUUGCGAAAGAUUCGAAAAUAGAAGAUAAUUCAAAAGAAAGUCCUUUAACUGGUAGUAAACCACCGCGGAAAAUGCCCAAUUGGGAAAUGAAAACACCAUCGUCUGCUUCAAAAACUACAAAACACAAGCUAACUCGAGAGAAUUCACAAGAAUCCACUGAAAAGAAACUGACUCCUGUAAAGAAAGAGAGAAAACUAUCAGUGGAAUCCGCUUCAAAGAAGCCAGCAGCACCGGCUGUGAAAUAUGACAAGUUUGAGUGUUUGAUGAAAGACGUGGUGUUCUGUCUGAGUGGCUUUGUGAAUCCCUUGAGGGGGGAGUUGAGACAGAAGGCGCUUGCGAUGGGUGCCAAAUACAAGCAAGACUGGGACAAUGCCACCUCUACACACCUCAUAUGCGCGUUCGCCAACACGCCCAAAUUCAAUCAGGUGCAGAAGAGCUCUCCCUCUGCGCACAUAGUGAAAAAAGAAUGGAUUCUGGAUUGCCAUCAAAACAGAACCCGACACAACCUCACCAACUACUCGCUGAUUCCGCUCUCCGACCAAACAAAGGAUGAACCAGAGAUAAAAGCUUCUUCAGAAGGCGACAACAGUGAUGCUAAUGAGCCUAAAUCGAGUACGUUUUCUGAAAAGAAAGAGUCUCAAACUAUACGGACCUCACGCAAUACUUCAAAAGCGAGGGGUCAAAUGAAAGAGGAAGAAAGUGAUUCGGCUUAUGACGUCGAAACAGACGAAGAGUAUGAUCCAUAUCAGGACAUGGAAAAUGAAGACGACCAGUUAGUCUCGAUGCCAACAAAGCCGACAAAAAAAGAAACUCCAGAUAAAACAGAGGCUUUGAAUUUGGAAAAUGUGGAGCUGCCUCCGUUGCCUGAUUUUUUCAAAAGACGGAAGUUUCUUUUGUUCGGAAGUUUCGACUCUGAACUAAGGCGAAUGAUGAAGAGGUUGAUCAUAGCCUAUAACGGUGUGCUUAUGGACUACAUGGGCGAAGAUGUAAACUACAUAGUGACUAGUGAGAGUUGGAGUGACAAGUUUGACCAGGUGCUGGAGGACAACUCAUCAGUGCAGUUUGUGAGGCCCUCUUGGCUCACAGCCUGUGACUCACAGCAGAAGGCAGUCCCUCUGCAGUACCACCUAGUGCCACCCACGUGAUCUAAAAGGAGAAAGGAAGUGGCAGUAGUGAAUGAAAUGAAAAAAAAAACAUCAUGACUCGAUUGAUUAUUGCCUCAUUGGUCAGAUUUUGCCUGAACUGAUACAUGGUAGAAAAAACUUAAUUUUCGUUCGAGAGCUAUAUGUUUACUCUAAUUGGAUUUUGAUUCGCGUCUAUAUAAUUUUAAAACUGAAAUGGUGAAAUAAAAUGAUGAAAUAUUUUUCUGUCUGGAAUUAGUUUAGUUGAUUUAAC